AUGUCCUCAGCGCCGUCCAAACCACCACCGGAGAUCGUGUGGCGACCCAGUCACAAUGGGACCGCGCCUAUGGACAGGUACCGGCAGCACGUAAACCGCAAGUAUGGGCUGGAACUCUCCAACACUCGUGAGCUGCAGCGAUGGUCCGUCACUCAGCCGCAUGAGUUUUGGAUCGACCUAUACGGGUAUCUGAACAUCGUGCCUCCUCUGCCAGGCUCGACUCGGAAGGCAUACGACGAUACCAUCCCCAUGAGCAAGAACCCGCCAUUUUUCCACGGACAUUUGCUCAAUUACGCAGAGAAUGCGCUCUUUGGGAACCCGGACUCUGACGUCGUGGCCCUUAUUGGAAUUCGGGACGAUCAGGACGUUUACGACGACAAGGCCGCAGAGACGUUGACCUGGGGCCAGUUCCGCGAAAAAGUGCGUCAGACGGCCAGCGCGUUGAGGCGUAGUGGUAUCAAGCAGGGCGACCGCGUCGGUGCAUUGGUCGCCAACUCGAACUGGGCUGUCGUUCUCUUCCACGCCGCCGCUUCGAUCGGUGCCAUCUUCACCUGCAUCAGUCCCGAAUUGGGCGUCGAGGGCUGCCUUUCGAGGCUCCAGCAAGUCACGCCCCAGGUCGUCUUUGUCGACAGCCACACUAUAUACAAGGGAAAAGCGGUGUCGACGGACGAGAAGCUCCGCGCCAUUCUGCAGAGACUGAACUAUCGGCUGCAGGUCUUUAUAGUGCCCAUUUUACCUCACAAGUACAUGGCGAGCGUGCCGAGCAUGGAAGACUUCUUGAGCCGGUCGAGCGCUUCCGACGAGCUCACGUUCACACGGGUACCCUUCAAUCAUCCCCUUAUGAUUUGUUACUCAUCCGGCACGACGGGCGCGCCUAAGUGCAUCGUCCACCAGCACGGCUGGCUCAUGCAGGUGAAGAAGAUAUCGACACUGCACAAUAGCCUGGGUCCCGGGAAGAUGGUCAUGGUCUACUCCAGCACCUCUUGGGUUGUCUUCUACGCCUUCUGUGGGCACCUCACGUCCGGCUCGACCUUGGUUGUCUACAAUGGCAGUCCGUUGUAUCCGGACGCGAAACAGCUGCUGCGGAUUUGCGAGAAGUUCCGUGUAAACUUCCUCGGCACUUCACCUCGUAACUUGCUGGAGAUCGAGAUGUUGCGCACCACCGUUCCGAGACGGGACUACGACUUAUCAGCUUUGGAAAUGGUCUACACUACUGGGGCGCCAUUGUCGCUAGAACAAUAUCGAUGGUUCUAUCGCUCGUUUCCCCCGCGGGCGCAGAUCUGCAACACCUCUGGAGGUACCGACACGGCGUCGUCCCUCCUUAUCGGCGAUCCCUGUGGGCCUAUAUAUGCCGGCGAGCUACAGAUCUACGCGCUCGGCAUGGACGUCGACAUCCUGGACCCGGCCAGCGGCGUUUCCAUAGCUGAGACCGGCGAGGCAGGCGAGAUGGUGAUCCGCAGACCCUUCCCGAGCAUGCCAUGCUGCUUCUGGGGCGACACAGACAACAAGAUAUACCAUGACGCCUACUUUUCUCGCUUCCCCGAUCUCGACGUCUGGGCACAACACGAUUGGCUCAGUCAGAACCCGGCCACUGGAGGUUACGUGAUGCACGGCAGGAGUGACGGUGUGUUGAACCCAUCGGGCGUCAGGUUCGGUAGCGGAGAGAUCUAUGCUAUCGUCGAGGCGCAACCUUUUACCGAGUACAUCAGCAACACGUUGUGCGUGGGUCGCCGCCGCGCCCAAGACACCGACGAGCACGUGUUUCUGUUCGUCAUGAUGAAGCCCGGCUUCUCCUUGACGAACGAAAUGCGGGCGAGGAUCAAAACCGCCAUUCGGAACGCACUGUCUCCGAGGCACGUACCUCGAUUUGUGCUCGAAGUUCCCGACAUUCCCAUUACCAUCAACGGGAAGAAGGUCGAGAUCGCGGUCAAGAAGGUGAUAAGCGGCGCCAGAGACGUCAAACCGAGCUCGACGGUGCAAAAUCCGGAGACGAUUUCCUGGUUCAGACGGUUCAAAGAUUUGGAGUCGGAACCGACAGACUCCAAGAUUUAG
This is a messenger RNA of Exophiala spinifera, 2052 nucleotides long. Its product is annotated as acetoacetate-CoA ligase. NCBI's taxonomy places the organism in Eukaryota, Fungi, Ascomycota, Eurotiomycetes, Chaetothyriales, Herpotrichiellaceae. The transcript is spliced from 2 exons. Gene Ontology annotation, cellular component: cytosol. Gene Ontology annotation, molecular function: acetoacetate-CoA ligase activity. The record is from RefSeq and is a predicted model, not a curated record. Bases 1 to 2052 code for a protein of 683 amino acids. Gene Ontology annotation, biological process: lipid metabolic process.